AUGGCUCCUGAGCCAGCUCUCGACGCCGUCAAAGCUGAGGAUUCUGUUUCAGUCUCAAUCAUUCAGACCGAAGACGACCGUCCCGUUGUCCCAAUGACCUGGAGACUUGGUUCCGUGCUUCUUAUCUGUCUCAUCAGCUUCGGAGCGUCUUGGUCUGCUCGUUUAACAUCCUCACUCAAGAGCACCAUUAAGAAGGAACUGGACAUCAACAACACACAAUUCGCACUGCUUGAAGCAAGCGAAGAGUUCUUGGUUACACUAUUGAUGAUGGCCUCUGGCAUUCUGACGGACCGCAUCGGCGGUGCUGGUGCCAUGCUCUAUGGAAACUUAAUCAUGACGGCGGGGGCUCUUGUUAUCGCGGGUGCAGCGACAUGCAGGUCCUUCCCGCUCAUGAUAUUUGGUAAAGUCACCGCUGCGCUAGGUGACAUUGCUACCCAGAUCGCGUACUACAGAGUAUUCGCGGGAUGGUUUGCACCUGGUGGAGGCUUUGGUACGACUAUAGGUCUCCAAAUCGGUAUCGCAAGGAUUGGGGGCUUUGUUGGAAGCUCUACGGCCAACGUCAUUUCCAAGAAUACCGGAAACUUCGCUUGGGUCUUCUGGAUCGGCGCAUGCGUUGCCUUCUUCACGAACCUGUGUACCCUCGUCUUCUUCGUCUUCACUAAGAUCGCACAUAAGCGCUUUCGCCCCCCUCCUGAUCCCGCAACUGGUGAGCCGUUGGCCGAGAAGAACAAGACGUUUGACCUUAACAAGAUCAUCCAAUUGCCGUGGGUCUUCUGGACCAUCAUGCUUUUCUCGAUGGUUCAGACCAGUUGCUCCAAUAUCUAUUCUCAAAAUGCUACUGAACUCGCUGAGCAUCGUUUUGGAGUGGAUGCUGUGGCGGCUGGUUGGUACGCUUCUUUGUCGCAAUAUGCUGGCUUUUUCCUCAGUCCUUUGAUCGGAGCAGUCAUCGACACUUACGGCCACCGUGUAACGCAAAUGGCUAUCUGUGGCACUGGUAUGCUACUAUCGAUGGGCCUCAUCAACUGGAGCAGUACAACCAGCGGCGCGGCGGCUUCCUAUGCCUUUUACGCCAUUUUCAAGACAUUCGGUCCCGUGACGAUUAUCGAGGGUAUUCGAACGAGUAUGUGGCAUCAAGAUGUUUUUGGUACUGCGUAUGCUGCCAAGGUGACAAUGAAUAACGCUACCAACAUCAUCAUUCGUAUCAUCACUGGUGUCAUCCAAGACGCCGAUGACGGUUCUUACGACCGAGUCACAAUUGUAUACGUCUUCCUCGCCACAGCCUCCACCGUUAUAUCAUUAGCAAUGCUGCUCGGCACUUUCUGGGCUCCUGACCUACGAAUCCUGCAAUUCUCACGAAAGCAAAGAAUAUUACGUGGAGACAUAAUUAAUGAGCGAAAGUCAAAGAGUCAAGGGCCUAGUGGCAAGAAAGCGAGAAUGAUUAGCAAGGUCUGUUUCGUGGCGCUGUUUGUGUAUGUGUUGGGAAGCUGGGCGGCUUGGAUUUGGGGAGCUGCAACGGGUCAUAAUUAA
Fusarium musae is the source of this 1527-nucleotide messenger RNA. RefSeq lists its product as uncharacterized. Bases 1 to 1527 code for a protein of 508 amino acids. NCBI's taxonomy places the organism in Eukaryota, Fungi, Ascomycota, Sordariomycetes, Hypocreales, Nectriaceae. Gene Ontology annotation, biological process: transmembrane transport. The record is from RefSeq and is a predicted model, not a curated record. Gene Ontology annotation, molecular function: transmembrane transporter activity. The transcript has 5 exons.